Molecule: messenger RNA, 889 nt
Organism: Syngnathus typhle (broad-nosed pipefish)
Lineage: Eukaryota; Metazoa; Chordata; Actinopteri; Syngnathiformes; Syngnathidae
Gene: svbp
Product: small vasohibin binding protein
Exons: 3
Coding region: 161-361 (66 amino acids)
Biological process (GO): negative regulation of protein ubiquitination; protein secretion
Cellular component (GO): apical part of cell
Source: RefSeq, a predicted model, not a curated record
UUCGUCAAUCAACAAUACGCGGAACCUUUGAGUAGCGCUCAAACUACACGGUCUUAUUUACUUGCAACACCCGCGUAACAGCUGUUUUACUUCUCAUUGCUCUGCUCCGAUCUGGCGUCACUCUUUGGAAUCGUUUGAAUACAUCUGUAAGACAAUCGCAAUGGAACCUGCUUGCCGUAAAGACAAGCCAAAGUUGAACUCGACGCCUACCAGAGGAGACCGAUCAAAACAGAAGACUGCACAGCAGGAACUUAAACAGCGACAGAGGGCAGAGAUUUAUGCCUUGAACAAGGUGAUGACCGCACUCGAGCAUCAGCAGUUUGAGACCUUUUGUAAACAGAUGCAGCAACAAGGAGAAUGAAGUCGUGGUGACUCCAUCCCGAGCACUCACAAAUGUGUAUGCUGCACAAUGAAGGACCUAAAGUUACAGUGAAAUUUGUAUUCCAAGCGUUACUAUGUGUAUUGAUGCAGUUGGGAUAUUUUGUAGCCAGUUCCCAUUGUAACGUAAACUAUGUUUAAAAAAUUUUUUUUCGAAAUUAGAAUGUGUCAGGUGUUUUAAAGACAUGUGAGUAAAUGUGUUCUACCACAUCCAGUAUGUUACUCUGUCAUGUCAGUAUGGUUACUCUGAAGGUAGCUUGCUUCAUGAAUUUGAGAAAAGAUAAAAAAAAAAAAAAAAACAAGUUUAACCUCUCUUACCCAUGUUCGGUUCUUUUAACUUGGUGCCUCAAGACAUUUUUUUUUAUGAAUUACGAUUGUCUUUACUGGAGACAACGUAUUUUGAAUCACCAUGGAAACAAUUAUGCAACGGUUAUUCCAGCUGACCUGUACCCGAGUUACUUUUGUACUAAGCAUUUUAUUUUGUUGAAUAAAAAUUCAAUUCACAAACAAA